CCUGUUUUGACCAGGGAUCUCCUGGUUUUGAAACUUUUCUCCUGGCAAGAAAUCUUCUGAUUUCAGGAGCUGAUUUUUAUGUUUUCUACUGAUUUCUCCUGAUUUUUUUAAUGUGACGAUUAGUGACGUUUUGAGCCUAUAGUGAUUUUAAAGAGAAAAGAAAAAAUCUAUAGGAGCGUUAAACUUAUAUAUGGAAUGAUAAUCGAAAUCGAAUGAAUCAUGAUUUAGUUGGAGCUGAGUUAAAGAUUAAAAUGAGCACUCAUUUUCAAUGUUACCAGAUGUCGAACUCGAAAAUCCGGAAAAUUGCGGAGUUUUUUUUAAUGCCGAAAAUGUUCGGAAAGCUUUUUUUGGGUGAGUUUUAUUCAUUUAAAGUACCUUUUACUCUAACGGAUUCGGAACAAAGAUACUCUUUAUUCAUAUCUACAACAUAUAUUUAAACAAAAAAAGUGCACAUCCAACAAUGUUGCUGGAUAGCAACCUCGAAAAUCCAAAAAAUUUCGAAAUGUGUUUUUCGAAAUCUGGAAAAAAUCGAGAAAAGCUUUGAAAAUUCGGUAACAAUCCAAAACAACUUUCAAAAUCCGGAAUUUUUCCGCAAAAUGUGGGGAUCGGGCAACGCUGCUCAUUUUACUGGCACACAAUUCUAUGAUUAUCUUGUAAAUGAACCAGAUCUUUCGAAAUAGAUUCGAUCGUCAUCGAAGUAGAGUCACGUCGUAAAAGUGCUACGAAUUGUUGAGUAAAUUGGUUAAGUAUUUUUUACUAUGUAUUCUAAUGAACACGUUUUAAUUAUCUAUUUAAAUAAAUUUUACAAAAUCAGCAUUCUAUUGACAAUUUUAACUCGCCUACAAGGAAAACUUUCAGCAUCAAUCUCAUUAGGAAAAGAGAUUAAUGCGACGGAGUGAAAAAUCGGAUGUUAUCAGAUAAAAACCAUCGAAUGACUGUUGAAUGUCAAAAAAAUACUCCUGAUUUAGGAAAAAAAUUCUCCUGAAAAACUGCUGAUUUUUCGCAAAAAACUGCUGAUUUCUGAAAUUUGAAUUUGGUAACCCUGAUGUAGUCUGUGGAUAUAUCAUUUACUCACACUCUAUGCCAUUCGAUGCACCGAAAUGGGGUAGUUUAUAUUAUUUAUUGGAUUUAAAUUAUAGCGAUAAUUAAACAAAUUUUUUAAAGCCCUGAAGUAAUUUAAUGGUCAUCUUUUCAUACACAUAAAAUGAUUGAUGAAUGCUUUCUAGUAACCUAGGUUAACUUAUUUAAAGUUUUACAAUGAAUAAGAAACAUUAUCAUUUUAUAUUGCAUUGUUUAACUAAUACGAUGAUCAACAGAAACUGACAACUACUUUAUUCUUAUUCUUUUGUUCGUGUUUGUGCGCGUUGUUUCUACAUCAUAGACAGCAGUAGCCUAAAUAUUCAGCAGAAUAAAGUGUACUUUUGCUCUUUUCUGGGCCAUGCAAAAAUAGAAAGGGUUAUUAAGCAAAAAAAACGUAACAGUUUGCAAAAACGAUACUUGCACAACAUGCUUCGUAUGUAUGUAUUUCUGUAUGAGGCUACAUAGUCUAUUUCAUUGAUGAAACAUAGGUCGUAAAGAGUACUAUAUAGUAUCAAACUGAAAAUCUUAUUCCUUUAUCCUUAAGAUCUAUCCAAGAGCUGUGAAAUAUGAAUUCCUUCUUAGUUAUUCUCACAGUUCCAUGAUUUCUAAAACAAAAACAUACAAUAUUCACAGCAAUAUUUCUUCUCACAUUCAUUUUGAUUAUCGAAUUUGUGAACAUGAAUGUGUUUAUAUGAAAGCGACUGCAAAACAGAUAUAAAUUUAAUUUUGUGAAGGAUGUAGACCUUUUUUCACCUAUACUCACACAAAAGUAAUUAUUGGUAACAUUCACAGACAAAUUACCAAAUUACGGUUAGUUACGAACAUUUCAUCAUUCACAUCUCAUUACCAUACCAAAACAAAACCAAUAAUUCGUUCGUAUCUCUCCAAAAUCUCAACUACUGAUAAACAACCAAUAAAUAUCCAUCACUAUAAAACAAUUCACUCAAGAAAAUUUCUACAAACAUUCAUUAAAACUUGUAAACUACAUUUUGCCGAACUAGGGUGUGGGUGUGGUGCGACUGUUAUUGAUGAAUGGCAAGAACACUCACACCCACACCCACCCUUUUAAUAGGACCGAUUAUUGAGAAACCGCUUAAAAGCUCCCUAUGCUUGAGUCUGCAUGAUCUUGUAAAAUCGACCAUUCAUAAUACAGGGGGCAGAAUACAGCACCUAACAUGGCAAUGAAAUAUGUUUUAUAUUCUAUGCUGUACUCAACUUACCAUGAACUCGUACAGUUCAGAUGUUUAUUUCGAUGUUUUAAACCCAGAUUUCAAGCAACUCCCAUAUGUUGAGAGAAAAUCUCCUUUGCAAAGCAUGAUAUGUGGAACUCACAUACAUUUGCAAGAAAAUGACGAAUGUAAAUUUAAAAGGGACAUUUUUGCGGCUUUCCACCUACUCAUUACUGACACUAAUAUAUAUUUUACUCCACUAAUUAGCACACUAUUUCUUACGUCUUUCCAACUCAAACGAUACAGAAAAAUGAAGCGUUACCCAUUACAGACACUAGCAGCUAGAUCUGAUCGCGUUCAAGAUUUUUUGGACCAUGACUUAAUUCAUUAAGCUUUUGCGGAUUUCGAAAUGAGUCUUAAUCUGAAAAUUCUUAAUGAAAUUUUCUAAUUCAAAUUUGAUUAUUGCUCAGAAGAUAUAAUAUAUUUGUUUUCUUUACCUUUAUAUAUUUCAUGUUCUUGUGUGUUUGCAUACUUUUUCUUUUUCUUUCAUUCUGUGUAACGAAGGAACAUUUGGUAAAGGGAAUAACAUAUUCUCUAUCAAUACUCUACCAUUUCAUACAGUCUUUACAGACAGCUAAACUAAAUCACAUAAUUUUUAUCAUUAUUUAUUGUUAUUAUAUCUGUACAAAUGGAUACAUAUACCUAUUUCGAAGAUUUAUCAAAUGAAAUUUUCUUCGAAAUAUUUGAUUAUUUACAUGCAUUUGAGAUUUUUACUGGUUUUACUUCAAUAAACAAACGUAUUUCAUCUAUGUUACAAUGAAUUCCACUUCGUAUUGUUGUUUUAUAUAAUUAUUCUCAUCGGCAAGUUGAUUUUAUUUCAUUUCAUCUUACUUUUCAUGAUUAUACAUCUGUUAUUGAUUUAUUAUUUCAUCGACACAAUUUUACUAAUCUUGAAACAUGUGUAUUAAUUGCAAAUAGUUCACCAACGAAACUUGAAAAUGUUAUUAAACUAGUGAAAACUCCGAAUAAACUUGUUUCAUUUCGUAUUUAUGAAUCAAAUGAUCAUAAUAUAAGUACAAUCGAUAAAUCUGACUUAGCUCGAAUUAUGUUAAUGCAUAAAUCAUCUGUUCAUUCAGUUCAACUUCAUUAUCGUUAUCAUUACAUGGAUAUAUCAAAUUAUACGUCGAUAUCUUCGAAUCUGAUCUUACUUAAAUUAUAUAUUUGUGGUUCACCCUUUACAGUAUCUGUUUAUUCAAUUUUAUCAACUCUUCACCUUUGUCAAACAAUUCGAUAUUUAAGCAUUAUAGUGGCAUAG
This is a messenger RNA of Rotaria sp. Silwood2, 3564 nucleotides long. The record is from the annotation of a GenBank genome assembly. NCBI's taxonomy places the organism in Eukaryota, Metazoa, Rotifera, Eurotatoria, Philodinida, Philodinidae.